CCGAGUCUGAUGCUGCAGCUCCCCCUGAUGGUUACGGCUCAGGUGGACCUGGUCCUUGUGCUGAUCACUGUGCUGAGCCUGUGGACCCGACUGUGCCACCUCAGCUAUCCCAACGCUGUGGUCUUCGAUGAAGUGUAUUAUGGCCAGUUUGUGUCCCUGUAUAUGAAGAGAGUUUUCUUCAUCGAUGACAGUGGACCACCUCUUGGUCACAUGAUAUUGGCCCUCGGAGUGUAUCUGGGAGGAUUUGAUGGAAACUUGUGGAACAGAAUUGGAGCAGAGUAUCCUUGCAGCGUGAGUGUUUGGACUCUGCGGUUCCUGCCUGCUCUGUGUGGAGCUCUCUGUGUUCCCCUGGUUUAUCUGUUGACUUUGGAGUUAAAAUUCUCUCACCUCUCUGCUCUGGGAGCUGCACUGCUGUUAUUGCUGGAGAACUCCCUGAUUGUCCAAUCACGCUUCAUGUUACUGGAGUCCGUUCUCAUCUUCUUCGUGCUGUUGGCCUUUUUCUCCUACCUGUGCUUCUACAACGCUCCCAGCAGCUCCUGGUUCAGGUUUGGCUGGCUGCUCCUCUGUGGAGCCUCCUGCGGUGCGGCCAUCGGGGUUAAAUACAUGGGCCUGUUCUCGUACCUGCUCCUGCUGGGUGUGGCCUCUCUGCACACCUGGAACCUGAUCGGAGACCGAACCGUCAGUCACCUCAGUGUGUGCGUGCAGUGUGUGUGUAGAUUUUUCUGCUUGCUGGUCCUUCCUGUCCUGCUCUAUGUAUUCUGGUUCUACGUUCAUCUGAGUAUCCUGAGCCACAGCGGUCCACAUGACCAGCUGAUGAGCUCAGCCUUCCAGGCCAGUCUUCGGGGUGGUCUCUCGCGGAUCACGCAGGGUCAGCCCCUGGAAGUGGCCUAUGGCAGUCAGGUGACGCUAAAAAGCUUCACCUCUCAGCCCCUACUGGCCCACUCACACAAAGCCAACUAUCCAAUCAGGUACGAAAACGGGCGUGGCAGCUCCCACCAGCAGCAGGUCACCUGUUACCCCUUCAAAGACGUCAACAACUGGUGGAUUGUCAAAGACCCCGACAGACAGGAAAUGAUGGUGAGCAGUCCCCCCCGGCCUGUCCGUCAUGGUGAUGUCAUCCAGCUAGUUCAUGGCAUGACCUCACGUUUCCUGAACAGCCAUGACGUGGCAGCUCCCAUGAGUCCUCACGCCCAGGAGGUCUCUGGCUACAUCAACUUCAACGUUUCUAUGGCAGCUCAGAACCUGUGGAGAGUGGACAUCUCAAACAGGGAGGUGGAGUCGGACGUGUGGAAGACCAUCCUGUCAGAGGUUCGACUGAUCCACGUCAACACCUCGGCCGUUCUUAAGGUGCAAACAGGAAGUGCACGUUUAAACCCCAGUGCAGUGAUUUCUUUGUACAUAACGGUCUCUCUUUGUGUCUGU
Messenger RNA from Cynoglossus semilaevis (tongue sole), 1422 nucleotides. RefSeq names its product protein O-mannosyl-transferase 1-like. NCBI's taxonomy places the organism in Eukaryota, Metazoa, Chordata, Actinopteri, Pleuronectiformes, Cynoglossidae. Gene Ontology annotation, molecular function: dolichyl-phosphate-mannose-protein mannosyltransferase activity. Gene Ontology annotation, cellular component: endoplasmic reticulum; membrane. Gene Ontology annotation, biological process: protein O-linked glycosylation via mannose. The record is from RefSeq and is a predicted model, not a curated record.